This is a messenger RNA of Trematosphaeria pertusa, 621 nucleotides long. RefSeq lists its product as uncharacterized. The coding region runs from base 1 to 621 and encodes 206 amino acids. The record is from RefSeq and is a predicted model, not a curated record. The transcript has a single exon. NCBI's taxonomy places the organism in Eukaryota, Fungi, Ascomycota, Dothideomycetes, Pleosporales, Trematosphaeriaceae.
AUGCCUCGUCCGAACCGCUAUCACCCCUACAACCGCUCGAACCAGCAAGUCAUGUCGCCUCGCUACCCUCCACCUCCUUCCCUCCGCCUGCCGCAGCCUAUGCCCGCCAUUGCUGAGCAGCCGCUCGCCAGACCAUACCAGUACAUAUACCCAGGCUACAUCAGGGGGCAUACUAGUGACGGAAAGACACUCGUCGCGCGCCAGGUGAUCCAAGCACCAGAUGGUAUGCUGCACGUACAGAUGCAAGUUGUGCGCUUCCCAAGCGAGGACGUCAAGCAGUACGCUUCUAUGCGGCAGUCGCAAUCACCUCCAGCUUCCGCUCCAGUCCAGAUGCCAACGUCGAUGCAGAUGCAGAUCGAUCCGGCGCUGGCGGGGCUGGGAAUCAAGCGGGAUGACAUGCCACGGAAGUGUAGUACGAGCGCAGGCUCCGUGUCGUCGCAGGAUGCCAGGUCACUGACCGGAAGGAGCGAUGAUUGUGCUGUUUCGAGCGAUGAGGAGGAGGAUGCUGAGGGAGAGGUCGUGCCGGUUGUUGAUGAUGGGCAGUGGAGGGCUGCCGUGGAGCAGAGGAGGAUUGUAGAGGAGUUGCUGAGGCAGAGGGAAGCGCUGGGCAUGUUACAGUGA